ACACUGCGUCGGGGGUGAAGCCAAGUCCACGGAAAACAGAAAAGCGCAUAAAAAGCGAAAAAUGUGUGUGAAAUAGUGAAAAUGCGGAAGAAAUAGCAAUGCCAGAGAUCCAGAGUGACAAUGUGCCGCACAAUUAGUCCGAGAUUUACCUUUAAAUCGCUGUGAGGCGCCUACACUGCGCCCUGCAUACCUGCAUAUGAAAACCUGCUGCCGCGGCCAUAAUUACAGUUAGACACUAAAAUAGCUGCACGGUCAGGUUGCGAAGUGAUUUGGGGCACUCAGCUUGGCGAGAAGGGGGAUUCGGGAUCGGGAUCUGGUGUAGCCCACGCACGCUAGCCUCGUUGGAAAAUGGAAAACGAAUCCGUCAAGUCGGAACACAGUGGACGCUCCAGACGCUCGCGAAAUCACAACAACAACGGCGGAGGGGGAGGAGGAGGAGGUGGUGGCGGCGGAGGCGGUGGGGGCAGUGUAAACAACGGCUAUCACAGGGAACGGGAUCGUUCCAGACACUCGCACCGCAGCACCCACUCUUCCAAGUCGGGCAAGGGAUUCCAGCGAGGUGACAUGGCGCCCUACCAGACCAGCGUUAACAUGACAGGAGACGGCAGCCACGAUGGCCAGGAGGUCAUCGAGGUGCAGAUCCUGCCGCAGGACGAGAAUUGGGGUGAGAACACCACCGCCGUCACGGGCAACACAUCCGAGCAGAGCAUCUCCAUGGAGGACAUUAACAACAUGUGGCACCGCGAAAACGACAAGGGCUUCGGCUUUGCCUGCCGGCGCUACGUGGAGUCCAGCUUCUACUUCCUGCUGGGAUGCGGCACCUUCUUCUCGCCAGUGGCCAUGGUGGUGAUGCCCUAUGUGGGCUUCUUUCCCUCGGCCUUCGACCAUCCGGAGCUGACGCAGACGGUGCGCACCCAGCUGCUGGCCUGCAGCGAGCAGUGCAAGGGCCAACUGGUCUCCCUGGCCGCUCGCCUUCUGCUCCUCGCCAUCGGCCUGUGGGCGGUGUUCAUGCGACGAACUGCGGCCAGCAUGCCGCGCAUUUUCCUGUACCGUGCUCUGGUCCUCCUGCUGGUCACCAUCUGCACGUUCGCGUACUGGCUCUUCUACAUCGUGCAGGUCACGAACGGGGCCAAGAUCGUGGUGGAGACUGGCGGUGAUGCCGUGGACUACAAGUCGCUGGUAGGCUAUGCCACCAACUUUGUGGACACGCUGCUGUUCAUCCACUAUGUGGCCGUUGUUCUGCUGGAGCUGCGCCACCAGCAGCCCUGCUAUUACAUCAAGAUUAUCCGCUCCCCGGACGGAGUUUCGCGCUCGUACAUGCUGGGCCAACUGAGCAUUCAGCGGGCGGCCGUGUGGGUGCUGCAGCACUACUACGUGGACUUCCCGAUCUUCAACCCGUAUCUGGAGCGCAUCCCCAUCUCCGUCUCCAAGUCGCAGCGUAACAAGAUAUCGAACAGCUUCAAGUACUACGAAGUGGACGGGGUGAGUAAUUCGCAGCAGCAAAGUCAGAGCAGGGCGGUUCUGGCGGCCAACGCCCGAAGGCGUGAUUCCUCGCACAACGAGCGCUUCUACGAGGAACACGAGUACGAGAGGCGCGUUAAGAAGCGACGUGCCCGCCUCAUCACGGCCGCCGAGGAGGCGUUCACCCACAUCAAGCGCAUCCAUAACGAACCCGCUCCAGCACUGCCGCUCGAUCCACAGGAGGCAGCCUCGGCGGUCUUUCCAUCGAUGGCCAGAGCUCUGCAAAAGUACUUGCGGGUUACGCGCCAGCAACCGCGACACACUUUUGAGAGCAUCCUGAAGCACCUGGCACACUGCCUGAAGCACGAUCUGUCGCCGCGCGCCUUUCUGGAACCGUAUUUGACCGAGUCGCCGGUGAUGCAGAGCGAGAAGGAACGCCGCUGGGUGCAGUCAUGGUCGCUCAUCUGCGACGAGAUCGUCUCCCGGCCCAUUGGCAACGAGUGCACGUUCCAGCUGAUCCAGAACGAUGUCUCUUUAAUGGUCACUGUGCACAAGCUGCCGCACUUCAACCUGGCCGAGGAGGUGGUGGAUCCCAAGAGCAACAAAUUUGUGCUAAAACUGAACUCCGAAACCUCCGUAUGACACCACCACAAUGCCCCGCCGAUAAUAACGCCCACGCACAGCAACCAGACACAAUCGUCAUAUCUGCAUGUGUUUGUUUGAUAAUCCCAACUUUAUUUCCUUCCCAUUCCUAUUUCAAUAACAGUUCAGUCAAUCGUACUUAAUUCCGUGAUUCGAUUUUAAACUAUUAAUACUCUUUUACAUGCCACAAAUUCCAUCAUAAUCAAUCAAAUUAUGCAAUCAAAAUUAACUACUAAUGAAUACGCCCCAAAACAAACUGGCUGGCCAAAAAAAUAUUUAAAAUCGAAGAAAAAUCCUUGAGUUUUAAAGAACACAAACAAGUCGAAAUCAAAACAAAAUUUAAUUUGUUCAUGUAACUGAAGAUUAGGUGAGCAGACGAUGUACUCUUAUCAGCUAUAAACUUAUGACCCAAAUAUCAAUGCUCAAAAGCCCAGUGUAUCAUCCUAAACCGACUCGAACAUAUCACUCGACCCUUUUAAAAGCAAACAUGACUUUACAAGUUCCCAAAGUAUUAAUUAUAAGAAUGAUGGUUCGGCUUGCAGAACCGCGAAUAUAAGUUAUCAACUCUUCAAUGCAGCUCUUUUAUACACGUUUUUUAUUUUAGAAAAUAUGUUUAGUGUAAAGUUGGGCUUUCUCGUCUCGGAAUAUCAUAUAUUAAACCCGAUAUCUGUGACGUUUAAGUCCCAUUGGUAGCCUUAAGAAGGAAUGGAGUGAGCCAAGGCGAACCCAUUGAAUUUUAGCUAAGACUCGGACUUGCGCCAAAAGUGGAGUAACCACUCUUGGCGCGACUCGAAACAAUUUUACAAACGCACAUUUUAAGCCGAAACCGAAAGGUCCUAACUCUUCUGCCACAAAGUUGAUGAGGAACGACAAAACUAAAACUCGAAUGCAACUGAUGACAAAUACAUAAUUUAAGCAAAGACUGCCUGAAUAUGCAUUUUAUACACACAAAUUGCCAACAGCCACUAGCCGGUGUAUGUACGGACCUGUGCAUAGCAACCAGAAAUUAUAUACAGAAACUCGUGUAUUUUUAGAAACAAAAUUAUAGUGAUAAGGACCCGAAAUCGUAUUCGAACAUAUGUACGUUCCAGUGAAACCAAUCUAUACAUAUAAAGUAUAUAUAUACCUAUUUACAAAACUACUUAGAGAACUUUUGCUUGAGGUUUGAUUUUAUUUUUCGUUUUCUAGCUAAAUGCCUUCUGUCGAAGCACUCUUUUAUAUUGCAAUUCUCUAGCAAUUACUUAAAGCAAUUGAUAAGCCAACCCUUAAGCAUACAUACCAUUUAUAUAUUAACUAUCAAACUGUAACUGUUGUAACUGUAACUAGCUUAUGAAACCACAUGCCGUAAAAUAAAUCGAACCCACUUUUUUAACAGCUUUAA
Messenger RNA from Drosophila elegans, 3484 nucleotides. RefSeq names its product vang-like protein 1 (gene Vang). The transcript is spliced from 2 exons. The coding region runs from base 349 to 2103 and encodes 584 amino acids. Lineage: Eukaryota; Metazoa; Arthropoda; Insecta; Diptera; Drosophilidae. Gene Ontology annotation, cellular component: plasma membrane. Gene Ontology annotation, biological process: Wnt signaling pathway, planar cell polarity pathway; establishment of planar polarity; multicellular organism development. The record is from RefSeq and is a predicted model, not a curated record.